GUAAUUGAAUAUUUAGCUGAAUUCUGUUUAUUCAAGCGAGAAGGAAAUUAUUGGUAUCAUGACCAUUUAUAUGACCACCCUUUUGGGUUUUCCCCACAUGGGUAAUUACUGAUACAGACGGCCCUCACACAAAGUUCUGAGAAAGCUGUUAUUUGAUCGUAAAACUAAUUUCUUUUAAUUAUGUAUUAUGCAACAACCGUAAUCUCCUUAAACAGUUUUAUUCUUCAUACAUCUGGUUAACAUUGGGACUUCUUGCUUUUCAUGUUGUUUAAUUUGCCGCAGCCUAGAGACAUGUGUUAUGUUGCAGCUCCUGGAUUGACGGAAUUGAGUUACAGUGGAUAUCAACCACAUGCUUAUUCUUGGGAUGAUUACCCGCCACUGAAAGAUAUCUUGGGUGCAGUCCAUAAGGCUCUUCCCGGUAGUUUUAAUAGCAUACUCUUAAAUAGGUACAAAGGCGGUAAUGACUAUGUGGGUUGGCAUGCUGAUGAUGAGAAGCUAUAUGGACCAGCCCCUGAAAUUGCUUCACUGUCUUUUGGAUGUGAACGUGAGUUCAUUUUGAAGAGGAAACCAAGUAAAAGAUCUAAUGAUGGAAGCGGUGAACCUUCGAAGAAGCGAUUAAAGAAGAACAAUCAUGCUGAUCAACAUACAUUUACACUCAAGCAUGGAUCACUUCUGGUGAUGAGAGGUUAUACACAACGGGAUUGGCUCCAUUCUGUGCCUAAGCGAGCAAAAGCUGAAGCUACGCGCAUCAAUCUCACAUUUAGGCGUGUUUUAUGACUGGCUCUGAAAUGUUUUUAGGAAAUGCUUUGGAUUACAUCUUUUUUGAAGCGAUCCUGUUUAGGAUUUUGUUGCCUCGAGCACUUCGAAUUUUAACUGUGGCAAACUCCAUGUAAUUGAUGGCAUGAAUCCUACUGCUCUCUCUAGAUAUAAAUAUACUACGUCCUUGAUAUAAAAGCUCAUAUCCUGAAGAUAAAAA
Molecule: messenger RNA, 976 nt
Organism: Neltuma alba
Lineage: Eukaryota; Viridiplantae; Streptophyta; Magnoliopsida; Fabales; Fabaceae
Product: DNA oxidative demethylase ALKBH2
Biological process (GO): DNA alkylation repair
Molecular function (GO): broad specificity oxidative DNA demethylase activity; ferrous iron binding; cytosine C-5 DNA demethylase activity
Source: RefSeq, a predicted model, not a curated record